GUUAAACGUGUUUUGGAACGAUUAUUUAAACAGUCAAUGUAAAUUCUUAAGGUGUGAUAAAAUGUCCUAACGACAUGUUUUUCAGAUCAAGUUAAGUAUAAUGAGCCACUUAUGAUUGUGCAGUUGAAGUGAACGCAUCAUGGAAGAAUACAUUCGCGUUGAGGUGCUGCCAGACAUUUUUACAUACUAUGAAAAAACUGAUUAUAAACUUGUCAACUUUGAGCUACAGCCGUUGGAAUCGGAUAUACACGGUUUCUCCUCAAAUUUACUUGAUUUGAACUUGAGUAUCCUGGUGAAAAAAGAUGGAAUUCUGGCAGAAGAAGCUUACUCCCUGCUCGUAAAAUGUAUAAAGGACGAUUGCAUAAGGCAAAAACUAUUAGAGAGUUGGACUCAAUUCUCCAAUGAAACCCAACUUUACCGUACCAUCUGUCCAAUAUUCAAGAAACUGAUUGAUUUCAAGUUAUUCCCAGAUUGUCCUUACGCUGUGUUUAAAAAGGUUACGUCGAAAGAGAAUAUGGCUCCGACAGAUGGUAUUGUGAUCCUAGAGAAUUUGACGAAAGAAGGGUAUAAAUUAGCGCAGCAAAAAAUUCUUGAUAUGGGACACUGUGUAAGCGCAUUGGAACACCUGGGCAGAUGGCACGCACUGUCUCUAAUUAGUAAAGAACUGCAUCCGGAACAGUUUAAUGACCAAAUACUGACUGGACUUAAAGAAUGUACCUGGACUGAAAAAUCAGGUGCCACAGUUCGUCAAAUUAUUGCCAUGUGUGUAACGCGACUAUUCAACAAUGCGAAAUAUGAAGAAAAUCCGCAAACCUACAAAGCAAUGAAAAUACUGGAAAGACAUAUAGAAAAUAUGAGAGAGUACAUGGAAACACUUAUAGCGAGAAGUAGCAAAUCCAAAUUGAGUGUCGUAUGCCACGGUGAUUACUGCCGAAAUAAUAUUCUCUUCAAAUACGAUGAAAAUGAAAGACCAGCGAGCGCAAUUGCAAUUGACUAUCAGUAUCUACGUUUUGGAUCAGUAGCUCUCGACUUGUCAUAUUUUAUUUACAUGAAUGCGGAUAAAGAAGUACGUGAAAAUUCUUUGACGGAACUGAUAACGAAGUAUCAUGUGUCUUUAGUAUCAACGAUGAAAGAAGUUUUGAUAUCGGAAACAAAAAGAAACAAUCCCAAUGCGAAGUCUUUGGUACUACCAUCGCUGGAUUCAAUUUUAGAAGACUUUCGCCAAUUCGGUGUCUUUGGCUUGAUUUAUGGAAUUUCUUUUAUGCCAAGCAAAAUGGGUACUGAAGAAGAAAUGAAACAAUUAGUCGAAUUAAUUACGAACCCGAAAGGCACUGAAUUACGUAAUGCGAUUUAUUCUGUCGGAGGUGACGCCGGCACAAACACGAUAAUUCAAAUGUUCGAAACAGCUGUUACACUGGAUCAAGUUAUUAUAGAAUGAAUUGUAAACGUGAGGUUCUUAUAUAAUGCAUCUGUUUAUAUGUAUGAUGAAUUAUUGUUUUGUAACAUAAAUAAUCAAAUUCAACUUCGAACAAUUCAAUCUGAUAAUAAAAAUUCUAAGCUUGCAAUCGCAAAUCAUUUUUUCACCAACUCAGUGUACACUGUUCGUUCAACCAAUGAUUGUAUUUAUUCAGGAAUUCGCAAUUUGCAAUGAAUAGGCUAAAAAGAUAAUUCGCCCGCUAUGACUCAUAGCAUAAGACAACGAUAUUCAAGUUGUUUUUGGAAUACUUGCAUUCAAAUUAAGUACAAUAAGUUAUUAACAUAUUAUAAUUAUGUUACACGAGUGCGCUUAUCAGUAAAACUAGAGAAAAACUGCAAACCGAAACUUCCUUCCUGCCAGUUAAACUGAGUAUAUCAUGGAGGAAUAUAUUCACACUGAAAUCGUACCAAAAGUUUUACAAUAUUCUAAGAAGAAUGAUUGCAAACUUACUAGAUGUGAAGUCCGAUCUUUGAAAAAUAAUGUGAUUAAUUUCAGUUCCAUUUUGUUCGAUUUGAAUAUGAGUA
This is a messenger RNA of Neodiprion fabricii, 2001 nucleotides long. RefSeq lists its product as uncharacterized. NCBI's taxonomy places the organism in Eukaryota, Metazoa, Arthropoda, Insecta, Hymenoptera, Diprionidae. The transcript has 2 exons. The coding region runs from base 140 to 1438 and encodes 432 amino acids. The record is from RefSeq and is a predicted model, not a curated record.